Molecule: messenger RNA, 1893 nt
Organism: Cotesia congregata
Lineage: Eukaryota; Metazoa; Arthropoda; Insecta; Hymenoptera; Braconidae
Source: the annotation of a GenBank genome assembly
AUGCCAAAAAUAAAAAAACUUGAUUCACCGGGUAGCAGCUUAUGGUGGUUACGUCAACGCGAAAUAGGAUUAAAUUCACCAGUAGGUUACGGGGAUCGUUUUUACAAAACAUUGUACUCCUCUAUUCAACCAGUUACAUCAUGGGACCAUGGAAAUAAUUUAAACAAUGCAAUACACGGUGGUGUUUUCAACCUUGAAUUUUCACCUGACGGUUCCCUCCUGGUGGCAGCUUGUGAAAAGAAAAGUAUCUUGAUGUUCGACCCACUGGGCCGCCGUCUAAUAAAAGCUUUGGACAACGCUCACACCGACUGCGUGAACUGCGUUCGGUUCCUCGACCACCGAAUGUUCGCAACCUGUUCCGACGACAACUCCGUGGCUCUUUGGGACGCGCGAAACCUCAAGCACAAAAUCCGUUCCCUGGAGGGCCACACAAAAUGGGUGAAAAGCAUAGAAUACAGUCCGCACGACCAGCUUCUGCUCACCAGCGGUUUCGACGGCAGCAUCUACUCCUGGGACAUAAACAGUGCCACAGAGAAUAGUCUUCUAUAUACUCAAGUGUUCCAUACAAACGGAUUGAUGCGAACCCGGUUGACACCUGACGCAAAGAAAAUUCUAGUCAGCACCACUUCAGGCUACUUAAUAAUAAUCCACAACUUACGCUUAAGCACGCUAGCCCAAGAUCUCGACGGUUUUAAGCCAAACGUUUACCGGCUGAUGCAACUGUCUCAAACGACGUUACCGGCAGCUGCCAGUUUCACUCAUCUUUUCUCGACAUCACGCGUCCAUAACCGCGUUGAGUUCAUAACAGAUUUUCCGCAAGGGAACGACGCUGAAUUUAUCUCAAGUCUUCAAGUUCACCCUCAAGGCUGGUGCGUGUUGUCACGAAAUGUCGGAAAUGAAGAGAAAUCCGAGUUCACCUGUGUUCAUGACAUUCAAGACUACCAAGUUGUCGCUGAUGAUGAAAAGCAGGACAAGGAAUCGUCCAGUGCUGGGUUGAGCGGCCUCUACAAUCUUAACACUAGCGGUUCCAGUGGUUCCACGGAACAAAGCUCUGAUGUUCGAGCAAACGAUGAUCAAUCAUCAAUAAGGUACUCAUUCGUGAUAGACAAUCCAAAUUCUAGGCUAUCAGAGCUGCGACCAGACAACCGCAUUCCCAGUAACUUUGAAGUUGUUGCAAUAAGAUCGAACUUGAACAAUCUGAACGCGAACAAUGAUCCCAGAGUUCCAGGGAACUUACCGCAACCUCAACCACAAGAUCGCCGGAAUCACCACCAUGUUUAUAAUAAUGGAAACUUCUCAGCUGCUAACAUGGAACUGCAUGUCAGUUCCACUGAUGUUUGGGAAGCACUGGUCGCAGUUCGGGAGAACAGAACAAGGCGAGAACGGGAACGGGAACAGAUCAUCAAUAACCUUAACCAAUCUGGUAAUCCACGAGGUUUCGUGAUGAGGCGCCAAAUAAGAGAUGAUCGUCCUCACACUGUUUUUAUUGUCGGUGAAAGAAGUUCUGCGAACAACUCUACGCUAUCAGGAACCCAGGCUGCGUAUGCUAUUCCCCGGAAUCACAAGAUCCAUCAGAAUGUUCCUCGGCUGAUAAAUUACAUCCAAGAACCCAAUCUUGGGUUAGGAUACAUCAAAGAACUGUGCUUUUCAGCAGACGGACGGUUGAUUUGUUCGCCGUUUGGUUAUGGCGUUAGAUUACUCGGGUUCUCUAAGGAAUGUCAGGAACUGUCGUCCUGUGUUCCGGAACCUGAUAAACCGAGGAAAUUGUGUGAAUUAGCUACUACUCUUAGUCAUACAGACAUUGUUCUUAGUACAAAAUUCUCCCCGAAACAUUGUUUGUUGGUCUCUGGGUGCCUCAGUGGAAAGAUUGUUUGGCAUCAGCCGGUUAUUUAA